This is a messenger RNA of Candoia aspera, 8055 nucleotides long. RefSeq names its product phospholipase C epsilon 1 (gene PLCE1). The coding region runs from base 486 to 7187 and encodes 2233 amino acids. The transcript is spliced from 34 exons. Lineage: Eukaryota; Metazoa; Chordata; Lepidosauria; Squamata; Candoiidae. Gene Ontology annotation, molecular function: phosphatidylinositol-4,5-bisphosphate phospholipase C activity; guanyl-nucleotide exchange factor activity. Gene Ontology annotation, biological process: release of sequestered calcium ion into cytosol; phosphatidylinositol-mediated signaling; small GTPase-mediated signal transduction. The record is from RefSeq and is a predicted model, not a curated record.
UAAGAAGCAGGGGCUUUUCCUGUUACGUUCUUCUAAGAAAUGUACAAAGAGGCAAAGCAACAACACUAUAUUCUGUGACAGAAGUAUUAAUCUGAGAGAAAACAAGUCUAAAUGCUGUGAUACUCCAAACAAAUGCUGUUAUUUAUAUUCGGUGCCAGCCAAGCACUUGGAAUUUUGGGGAGACUAUUAAUUGCAGAGCUAUAUGUUUUGUAGUGAUAACAUUCAUUACAUUGCAGCAUUAGAGGAAAAAUGCAUACAGGUUUUAAAAAAUAAUAUGGGACCAGCAUGUUUUCCAAAGAAAUGGGAUUAUCUACUGUUGAUUUGGGGCCAACAUCUGCCAUUCUGAAAGGAAAUGGAGAUAAAGCUAUGUAGGUGCCAGUUAUGAAAUGACAAAUCAGAUGUACAGACUUUUUUAUAAUAACUUGAAUAAAAAGACCUCAUAGGGAACGUUGCUUGGCAUUUUUAUUUUAAGAGAUAAAGGAGAAAUGACUGAUAGAGAAAAUGCCUGGCAGGGAGGCACAUUUAUCCCUGCUUCUUUGAAAUUUCUUAACAUAAAUUAUGACAUACAGAAAAACUGUAAGAGUAAUGCUCUCCAUAAUCAAUUAUAUAAACCAUAUGAUUCUUUUUCAAAGAAAGAGAAAUGUUCAGAAACUGGAAUUUCUUCUUCGCUGCAAACAGCCAUGUAUGCUGAAAUUCAAUUAAACAAGGAUGGAUCUCGAGUGACAUUGAAGCCACUGAGGAGCCAGUCCUCGGUCGACAAACAAGGAAGUGAAAGUUCUGAUGCCAGUUAUGUUAAACAGAGCAAUAGUAUCUCAAAAAACAUAGAUACCUUGCAUAAUAACUUCAUUUGGAAUGACUGCACGAAGCCGAUAAAGGUGUACAGCAAUUGCACCAAUGAUUCCAUAGCCUGUGCUUGUAACUACCUGGAACUACCGUCAUGUGGGGGUAAAACUGGACAACUCCCUGAUUCUUCUGAUGCGUCAGUGGAUAAGUUAUUGUGUUUCAGAAAAGGAACCCCAAAACUCAGUGUGGCAGGCUCAGGCCACAGUUUCUCAAGUGGUAAUUUUACUGGAAGGAUGCCUUCAAAGCCUCUCCUGAGCCAUUUUGAAAACUGCAAUGCAAACAAAAUUAUGGAGGAAGAUUUCUCCCGAAGCAAGAAGGAGCGUUCCACCUUACUAAUAAGAAGAUUUUGCAAAAAUGAUAAGGAGAUUAAGAAAUCGGUCUACACUGGAACCAGAGCGAUUGUAAGGACUUUACCACUGGGGCACAUUGGGACUGUUGCUUGGAAUUGUGUUGCUCAGUGGAAAGUCCAUACUGAGUUAAGGAACACUGGGAUUAUAUCACAGCAGUUAAAAAUGCUUCGAGUUUCAAUAAACCAAGCAUUAAAUGAUUACCUUCUGCAAUCCAUGUGGCAUGGGAUUUUCAGGUCAACACAAGGAGCUGAAGAGUCUUUGGACUGCUUUUCCCAUCCAGUGAGGAUUUUGUUAAUACCAUGCCACCAUGCAGAUUGCAUGACACCAUGUCCUCAAAGAGUUCCUGAAUACCGCGCCACUUUAAGCAGAACUUCUCUCUCAGAUUUUAUCAGUGGAGCCUUACUCGAAGCAACUACAUCUCUGGGAGCAAGAAGUGGCACCUUAAAUGUUUUAGGAGGAUCAACUGGAAAGAUCAUGUUAAAAGAACGACAGUUGAGUUCAUCCAUGGCUGCAUCAAACACCCUCCCUUCCACUGUCAGUGGUAUCAGUAAAGAACUUGCAGAACUGCAGCACCUCAUUCAGUUUCCGGAAGAAGUCGCUAGCAUUCUGAUGGAGCAGGAGGAGGAUCUCUACAGAAAAGUGUUGCCGAUUGACUAUCUCUGCUUCUUAACCAGAGAUUUGGGAAAUGCGGAAUGUCAUACCACACUUUCAACCGUUAAAGCAACUUUUCUGUCUGUCCCAGAUGGGGAACACAGUGCUGUUGAAAAUUUGGUGACACGGUUCAAUGAGGUAAGCUCUUGGGUGACAUGGCUGAUUCUGACUGCAGGUUCUAUGGAGGAAAAACGAGAAGUUUUCUCUUAUGUAGUACAUGUGGCAAAAUGCUGUUGGAACAUGGGCAACUACAAUGGUGUAAUGGAAUUCUUGGCAGGACUCAGGUCAAGAAAAGUUUUAAAAAUGUGGCAGUUCAUGGACCAAUCUGAUAUUGAAACAAUGCGAAGCUUGAAAGAUGCUAUGGCACAACAUGAAUCAUCAUCUGAAUAUAGAAAAGUUGUCAACAGAGCUCUGAAUAUCCCUGGCUGUAAAGUAGUUCCUUUUUGUGGUGUAUUUUUAAAAGAGCUCUAUGAAGUUUUGGAUGGGGCUGCAAGCCUCAUCAGACUUUGUCCUCAGUAUAAUUCUCAGGAUGAAACACUAGAGUUUGUUGCAGAAUACAGUGGUCAAGAUAACUACUUACAAAGGGUAGGUCAAGAUGGCCUACAUAAUAUAGAAAAAGAAUCCAUGACUAAUUACAUAUUUCAAACAAUUCGAAGCUGUAAUCGAAGCUUGGAGUCAGAAGAUGGAGAAGAUAACUUUAUUGAAUAUGAAGGCGGAAAUUCCAGAAAAAAUUCUUUGAAGGACAAAACCCGCUAUCACUUAAUAACUGGAGAUCUGUCAGAUUCCGAAAACGACAUAUUUGAGCAAUUCAAAGAAUGGGCAACACAGGCUGCUGAAGAACCACAAGAAGCGUUCAGUCAUGGAAUAGAGCUAAUUCCCUGGUAUGUGUUAUCAAUCAGAGUUGACGUCCAUCAGUUCAUGUUGCAAGGUGCAACAGUUAUACGUUAUGAUCAAGAAACUCAUUUGUCAGCCCGUUGUUUCCUUCAGCUUCAACCUGACAAUAGCACACUGACGUGGACAAAGCCAACCAUUACUUGCUGUGCAAAUUCUAAAAUAAAACUUAGCAUAUUAGGUAGCACAACUGAACUUGGAAAAUUUCAAUUUCUUGGCAAUACUGGAUUAAAUGGACUGGUCGAGGGUUGCUUAGAUCUGUUGUCAGCAAAAGCUGUGUAUAUGGGACAUUCUGGCAUUGAUAUGCAUGCUGUGUGCAUUCAGAAUAACCUUUUAAACAUGACUCUUGAAGAGAAUGGUGUAACGUUAUUAUAUGGACUUCAAACUACUGAAAACAAAUUGCUGCAUUUUGUGGCUCCAAAAUAUACUGCUAAAAUGUUGUUUCAUGGAUUGCUGGAAUUAAUUAAAGCUAUAAGGAAGAUGAAGAGAUUUCCUGAUCAGAGAUUACAGUGGUUACGGAAACAAUACGUCAUCCUCUAUCAGGAGGAUGGCCGAUACGAGGGUCCAACCUUGGCUCAAGCUGUUGAGUUGUUUGGAGGGAGACGCUGGAGUACAAGAAAUGCAAGCCCAGGAAAUUUUGCAAAAAACCUAGAGAAGCCAGGUGUGCAAAGAAACAACACUUUAGGAAUCAGUACAGCUAAGAAGAAAAAGAAAGUGCUCAUGAGGGGUGAAAGUGGAGAUGGCACUGAUGAUGAGAUGGCAAGUCGAAAAGCAAGGCCUCUCAAGGAAAAUCGGAAUAGAAGUGGUUCAGACCCUCAAGAUAUUGAUGAGCAAGAAGAAACAGAUCCAACUCUUCUGGUUACUUUUACUGGUGCAAACACUCUGCCUUCUAGAAGAACACAGUCACUGACUACUUCUUUGCCACCUAGUGUAACACCUGUAGUCUCUUCACCUGUUAGACCACAGUCUUCUCCAGUGAUGUCACCAUCAGUAAAAAAUCAACCUAGCACCUGGAGCAGUAGUAGCUGGCAUGGAAGAGGUAAAGGAGGACUGAAGGGCUUCCAGACUUGCAUGGCUUCUGAAAGCAAUAUGAGUUUUGUUGAAUUUGUAGAGCUCUUCAAGUCUUUCAGUGUACGAAGCCGCAAGGAUCUCAAGGAUCUUUUUGAUAUAUAUGCCAUACCAUGCAAUCGUCUGAGUCCUGAUUCAGCUCCACUGUAUACUUCCUUGAAGAUUGAUGAGAACACAAAUGGACUCCAGCCUGAUUUAGAUUUAUUAACGAGGAACAUAUCAGAUUUGGGCUUGUUCAUUAAGAAUAGGCAGCAGUUAUCGGACAACCAGCGACAAAUAUCAGCCGCUAUUGCUGCAGCAAGCAUUGUUACUAAUGGCACUGGAAUAGAGAGCACAUCUCUGGGAGUAUUUGGUGUGGGAAUACAGCAACUUAAUGAUUUCUUAGUAAAUUGCCAAGGAGAACAUUAUACUUACGAUGAAAUCCUCAGUAUUAUUCAGAAGUUUGAACCAAGCAUCAGUAUGUGUCAGCAGGGGCUAAUGUCAUUUGAAGGAUUCACACGGUUUUUGAUGGAUAAAGAUAAUUUUGCCUGUAUGAAUAAUGAGUCUCAAGAGAACAUAGAAGAUUUGCAGUUUCCACUGUCAUAUUAUUACAUCGAAUCUUCACACAAUACAUAUCUCACGGGACAUCAGCUUAAAGGAGAAUCUUCAGUAGACCUUUACAGCCAGAUUCUAUUACAAGGCUGUCGGAGUGUGGAAUUAGACUGCUGGGAUGGUGAUGAUGGUAUGCCUGUAAUUUAUCAUGGACAUACACUCACUACCAAGAUAGCUUUUAAGGAAGUAGUUGAAGCUAUUGAUCGUAAUGCUUUCAUCACUUCAGAACUGCCAAUUAUCAUAUCUAUUGAGAAUCAUUGUUCUUUGCCACAACAACGAAAGAUGGCUGAAAUUUUCAAGAAUACAUUUGGAGAUAAACUGGUAACUAAAUUUUUAUUUGAAAGUGACUUUUCUGAUGACCCGUUGCUACCUUCUCCCCAUCAAUUAAGAAGAAAGAUUCUGCUUAAAAAUAAGAAGCUCAAAGCACAUCAAACUCCAGUGGAUAUAUUAAAACAGAAGGCUCAUCAGCUGGCAUACAUGCAGGCUCAAGCAAGCAAUGGUAGCAACAUGGGAAAUCUUUCUACUGCUAAUGAAGAAGAGGAGGAAGAAGAAGAUGAAUAUGACUAUGACUAUGAGUCCUUGUCUGAUGCUGAUGUCCUUAAUGCUUCUCCUGCUCCUAACAGCCAGGAAGAUAACAUUUUGGAAGACCGACCUGAGAAUAAAUUAACCAUUGACAAGCUUCAGUUUGAAUUUAGUGAAGAAAGUGCCAAGAGAAUAAAGAAGGCUGAUAGCAUUGUGUGCAACACUAAAGGAAAGUUGCCCCUGAUAAAGGAUGUUUCAGGAUGUAAAACUGUACCCACAGAUCUGGAAGUUUAUGAUAUGGAACUGAGUGAAGAAUUUUAUCUUUCUCAAAAUAAAAAAGAAAGUAGACAAAUAGCACCUGAGCUCUCUGAUCUUGUCAUCUACUGUCAAGCUGUGAAAUUCCCUGGCUUGUCAACUCUAAAUCCAUCUGGUUCUAGCCGAGGGAAGGAAAGAAAAAGCAGGAAGUCCAUUUUUGGCAACAAUCCUGGAAGGCUGAGCCCAGGGGAGCCAACCACGCUUGCGAAAACAUCUGGAAAAGGAACCUUUGAUAGUGUCCGGCAGACCUGGGACGAAACUUGUUCACCUAUUCCUACAACUUCUCUGAGUUCUAUAAUAAGGACACCUAGGUGUUACCAUAUUUCUUCUUUGAAUGAAAAUGCUGCCAAGCGCUUGUGCAGGCGAUAUUCUCAGAAACUAAUAGAGCAUACCAACUGCCAGCUCCUGAGAACAUAUCCAGCUGCAACUCGCAUUGACUCAUCCAAUCCACAUCCCCUUCUGUUCUGGUUUCAUGGAGUACAACUGGUGGCACUGAACUAUCAAACGGAUGAUCUUCCCCUGCAUUUGAACACAGCAAUGUUUGAAGCAAAUGGCGGCUGUGGAUAUGUUCUGAAGCCUCCUGUUUUAUGGGAUAAGAACUGUCCAAAAUAUCAGCACUUUUGUCCUUUAGAACGGGAUUUUGACAAUAUAGAGCCGGCUAUUUAUUCCUUGACAAUUGUGUCUGGACAGAAUGUUUGUCCCGGCAACAGCACAGGAAGCCCAUGCAUUGAGUUGGAUGUGCUUGGGAUGCCUCUGGAUAGCUGCCAUUUCCGCACCAAACCGAUUCAUCGCAAUACUCUAAAUCCCAUGUGGAAUGAACAGUUUCUUUUCCGAAUUCACUUUGAGGAUCUAGUCUUCCUUCGUUUUGCAGUUGUUGAAAACAAUUCCUCAGCUGUGAUGGCUCAAAGAAUAAUACCUCUGAAAGCUUUAAAAAGAGGUUACAGACAUCUCCAAUUACGAAACCUGCAUAAUGAAGCACUAGAAAUCUCAAGUUUGUUUAUUAACAGCCGAAGAAUGGAAGAAAAUCCUUCUAUGAAUGCUGUACCUACUACUUCGCAGUUCAGCACAGCAGAAUGGAGAGCAGCUGUAGUUUACAAAGUCACCAUACAUGGAGUCCCAGGUCCAGAACCAUUUACAGUUUUUCCUGUAAGGCAAGGAACCACAGUAGCUCAGCUUUUGCAUGAAAUUUUGGCUAAUACAAAUGGUAUUGGAAACUAUCCUACUGAUUAUUUUUUGAUGGAGGAGAAAUGCUUUAUAUCUAAAGACAGAAAUGAGUACAGGAAGCCACCGUUCCAACGAGUGCUUGGUCCUGAGGAAGAACUUGUCCAGCUCUUGAACAGCUGGUUCCCAGAGGAAGGCUAUGUCGGAAGAAUUAUCUUUAAAAUGCGUGAGGAAAGUUUAAAUACAAGGAAUCUCUGUCAGGAGGAAAAAGACGAUGCAGUCACAAUCUCUGAAGAUGAUAGUUUCUUUGUUCAAGUUCAUGAUGUUUCUCCUGAGCAACCUCGGACAGUCAUCAAGGCUCCUUGCUUCAGCACAGCCCAGGAUGUAAUCCAGCAGACUUUAUGCAAAGCCAAAUACUCCUACAGUAUUCUGAACCAUCCUAAUCCAGGUGAUUAUGUCCUUUUGGAAGAAGUGUCAAAAGAGCCAGCCAACAAAAGAUCUUCGACACCCAAAGUAUGUCAGAGGAUUCUUUUGGACCAAGAGUGUGUGUUUCAGGCUCAGAACAAAUGGAAAGGAGCUGGGAAAUUUAUUCUUAAACUUAAGGAACAAGUCCAAGCAGGCCGAGAUGAUAAAAGGAAAGGCAUUUCCUUUGCUAAUGAACUUAAGAAAUUAACAAAGUCAAGUAAGCAGUACAGAGGCUUUAUAACCCCAUCUCUACAAACUUCUUCAGAAGGUCUUCAGAGUAAAGAUGACAAGGCUGGUUGCCAUUUGACUCUUAGCGAUGCUAUGGAAUAACAUAACAGCUUUCAAUUCAGGGAAUUAUAAAUACAAGAGACAACAAUCACAGUGAAGAUGAGAAGAUGUAAAGAUGGAUCCUUCAGCAUCUUAUUUGGGCAGUAUUUUACCUGUAACUGGAAUAGGUCUCUGAAAGACAAAAAGCUUUGGAGAAUGGAAGAAAUCACCAGUGAGGCCCUGGGAGAGCCAGCUGAGGGUGGUUGGCAGCGCAGGUGUAAUAUCGAUGAGAGGCUGAUGGUAUUCUGCAAAUGAGAAGUUGGCUCUGAGCUUUGAAGGAAUCAUGUGGAAGAAUUUGGAAACUGUUUUCUUCUUCAUACUCAGCACCUUGGGCUGGGAGAGUAAAGUGUGCACCUUAUGUAGCCCUUUGCAAACAGAAACCUGCUUUUUUGAAUAGAAGAUUUUAAUUAAGUAUCUUAAGGGAAAAUGAAGGUUGAUAAUGUUUUAUAGUUUGUUGCAUAAAUCUAAUGCACCUUUAAGAAUUCCUCUUCACGCUAAUGUGAUUACAGGCAGAUGUAUGUAGUACGUUGUAAUUCACAAAUUUUAGUAGAGUAUUGUGAAUAUAUCAUCUGUCUUAAUGUCAGUGUAAGUAGAUGGUAUAUAUAUUGAUUAGAAGAGAAUUUUUUCAGGUAAUGUAUCCUAGUUUCCCUGUUUUGAAACACAGUAAUUUAUUUUAAUAUUUUAAAGUACGUGCCACUGUAAUAUAUUUAUCAUGUCUUGCUCUAGAGAAUUCUACAUAUCUUUAUAGAGAAUGUUACUUAUUUCUCAGUUUAAAGGGGAUAAAUGUUUAAUGAAAAAGUACAUUCAGGAAACAUAAUCUGUAUGUUGACUAUCUCAGUAAACAAUAUUAAAAAUUUUUGAGAAAAGGCAA